Messenger RNA from Cherax quadricarinatus, 1610 nucleotides. NCBI's taxonomy places the organism in Eukaryota, Metazoa, Arthropoda, Malacostraca, Decapoda, Parastacidae. The record is from RefSeq and is a predicted model, not a curated record.
AUGGUAUCCCUCAUGAAGGGUGAAUGUAAGAACGUCGUCCACACAGACUAUCACAGCGUCUCCUGCGUGUACUCCUGCCUCGAAUACUUCGGCUUCCGCGCUGAGUUCGCCUGGGUGUUGAGUCGAACUCCAAGACUACCGGGGAAUCGGGAGAACGAGUGCCACUCACGUUUCAGAGCCAUGGAUGUCGAUCCAACCAAGAUGACCCUCAUCAAGCAGGGAGAGAGUUGUCCCUACUACAAGAAACUGGACCAGUUGAUGGAGUUCAACAGAUUGUUGCUUAAGAAGAACCUGGGUUUUGAAAGCACGGCGGAGAGCACUACCCUCCAGGAACCUACCACAGCAACUGUUCCCACCACCACUACCACCACCACUACCACCACCACUACCACCACCACUACCCCUGCUACGAUUCAUCCCUCUAUCAACACCCUCCCAGAAACUACAAUUCCGUCAACCACCACGACAGAUCCACCAGACCCCACUGAAGGUCUGCCUUCUACCACCACUGCCGCCGCCGCCACCACUCGAGCAGUUACAGAUCCUGGCACUUUUGGACUACCAGAUACAAAGCAAGUGGGAGCCACCACCCAUGAUAUGCUGACUGAGGUGGGGCACGAUGCAGAUGCUGAGCCCAUGAAGAAAGAACACGCUGGGUUCCUAAGCAACCAGACAGUCUUUAAUAUUGACAGAGGAAGUGCAGUGAACCACACUGACGAAGGUCGUCCAUCGCACCUUAGUUACAACGAGUCGAUGACGUUUGAAGAAGUGUCGUGGAAGGAGAAGAGUUUAUCUGUCACCAUCACUCCUACUGUACUAACCUUACAACUGACUGUGUUGUUUACCUUGUUACUCUGAGAUGCCUGUCACCCUCGUUCUCACCAUGCUGCCGAUGAUUGUUAUCCUCCGGUCAUCACUGCUACAGCCCCAGAGAUGGCUGUCACUACCAUCCUCCAGGUGAUGCUGGUUCUGGCCAUCACUGUUACAUUCCCGGAGAUUAGGUGUCAUCAUCUCCCUGUUAAUUUCCUAACAGAAUAUUAAAAAUCUUAAUACUUUUGCUGAAACAGUUCUCUGUUAAUUCAGAUUCAGCCCCCCUUAAAUCAGGGAUAAUCACAGAUAGCACUACAGACCACUACCCUACCUUCCUCCUGACAAACAUUAGUAAACCACCACUUGAAUACAACAAAGUCUCAUUUAGACUCCAUGACGAGGCCUCAGUAAGGAAGUUCACAGCUGACCUAGAGACUGUUGAUUGGCCUACAGAAUUCUCCAAGGCCAAUGGUAUUGAUGACUGGACAGACAUCUUUCUUAACAAAUUACUUAGACUAUACAACAAACAUUAUCCUAUAAAAACAAAACAGAUCACAAACAAACGGCUUGGUUGCCCAUGGCUAACCAGCACCAUUCUGAAAUCCAUUGACAAGAAACACCAAUAUGAAAAGCAAUAUAGACAGGGCUUAAUACACAAAGAUACUCUUAAACACUAUUCAUCAGCUCUCACCAAAGUAAUAAAAAAAGCCAAACAACUAUACUACUCCAGUAGAUUCACAGACACUAGAGGAGAUAUAAAAAAGACCUGGAAAACACUCUCAGAUUCUAGGGACCCACAA